This is a messenger RNA of Egretta garzetta (little egret), 1616 nucleotides long. It is a transcript of the gene UTP3, whose product is annotated as UTP3 small subunit processome component. Lineage: Eukaryota; Metazoa; Chordata; Aves; Pelecaniformes; Ardeidae. Gene Ontology annotation, cellular component: nucleolus; small-subunit processome. Gene Ontology annotation, biological process: maturation of SSU-rRNA from tricistronic rRNA transcript (SSU-rRNA, 5.8S rRNA, LSU-rRNA). The record is from RefSeq and is a predicted model, not a curated record.
AUGAAUCGCCGAAAAGAGGAGGAGGAGGAUGGCGAAGAGGAGGUUCCCGGAGGCCAGGCGGGCUCCAAGGGCCUGGCGGAGGAGGUGGAGGACUUCCACGAGGCGGAGUUCCAGGCGGUGAUGGCGGCACUGGAGAGCGGGGAAGAGGCCGGGGACAGCGAGGAGGAGGAGGAGGAAGAGGUGCUGGCGCUGCAGCUGCCCGAAGAGGACAGCGAGGAGGAGGACGACGAAGAGGAGGAUGGACCCGGUGAGGAGGAAGAAGAAGAGGAGGUGCGGGAGCUGGAUCUUUACAUGGACCACAGCGCAGAAGAGGAUGGAGAAGGUGAGGAGGAUGAGGAUGGAGAAGGUGAAGAGGAGGAGGAAGAUGAGGUUGAAGAUGAAGAUGGGGACCUGUCCAUGGAAAGCGACUUGGAGGAUCGCCGUCAGGACACCAAGCUCCCCCACGAGCUCUCCUGGGGCCAGCGCAAGCAGCUCUACUACGACACGGACUACGGGAGCGAUGCCCAGGCCAAGGGCAAGCGUGGCCAGCAAGAAGUCGAUGCUGAGGAGGAGGAAGAGGAGCAGGAGGCUCAGGUCAUCCAGAGGCGGUUGGUGCAGGACUUAGGGGAGGAUGAUUACGGGCUGGAUGUGAUCCAGGGCUACCUGGCUGAGCGGCAGAAAACCCACGAUAGCAAGGGGCAGAAGAUUGACAAAGAUUUGCAGGCCCUUUCCAAGAAGGAGCAGCUGAAGCUGCUGAGGCAGGAGUCCCCUGAGCUCCUGCAGCUGAUUGAGGACUUUGAAGUCAAGCUCAUGGAGCUGAAGGACGAGCUGCACCCGCUGCUGCAAAUGGUGAAAAACGGCACUAUCCCGCAAGGGAAAGGCAGCCGCUACUUGCAGACCAAGUAUCACCUCUACUUGAAUUACUGCGCCAACAUCAGCUUCUAUUUGGUUUUGAAGUCCAAGAGGAUGCCGGUUCAUAGUCACCCCAUUAUCGAACGGCUGGUUGCUUACAGAAAUAUAAUCAAUGACCUAGCUGUUAUAGACCAAAAGUUAUCCUCGCAAGUUCGUAUGCUUUUGAAAAACUACUAUGAUAAGAAGGAAGAUAAAUUACGGAAGGAGAAGAAGUUUGCGGUGUUUCUCCCACUGGAUGUUAAGAAAAACAAAGCAAAACGUGCUGCUGCGCUUGCCAACGGCCGGGCUGCUGCUGCUGGACCGUGGGGGGAGGCGGGGGAUGAAGAGGCUGCCCUAAAAUACUACAAGAUGAUGGAGGAGAAGUUGAAACUCAAGAGGAAGAGAACGGAAGACGAAGACACGCUCGAAGAAGAAGCGGUGUUGGAAGGAGAGGAUCCAAAUAAAAAGAGAGGUGUGACCUAUCAGAUGAUCAAGAACAAAGGCCUCACGCCCCGGAGGAAGAAGAUCGAUCGCAACCCCAGGGUCAAGCAUCGGGAGAAGUUUCGGCGAGCCAAGAUUCGCCGCAAGGGCCAGGUCCGUGAGGUUCGGAGGGAAUUGCACAGAUACGCCGGGGAACUGUCUGGCAUUCGCGCGGGAGUUAAGAAAAGCAGGAAGCUUCAAUGAGGCUUUUUAUUCUCUGUUGCUGAGAGCUGCAAGCAGCGCUACCGAAUCCAAUAAAAAUUUUA